AUUUUUAACUGGCGACGUUCCGGCGCCGGGCGUUUACGUUUACAAAUUACACUAGUGACUCAACCCUGAACCCACUUAAUUUUUUAAAACGUAGAGUGUCUCUAUUCUAUGUAGUGUAGUCUGUAAAUUCAAUGUGAGUUUGUAAUUGAACACUGUUAACCAUUAAAGUUGUAACUUGUGAAUAUUAUUUUGUUGGCAUCAUUUUGGUGUGUGUUCAGGAAAUUAAAAUAUUUCGCUUUUUACGUCAUUUAAACAAAUAUGGGUGUGAAAACUUUACAAAUUAUUUAUGAUAACCCAACUACUGUGUUCAUGCCCGGACAAGCAGUUAGUGGCAGGGUUCUAGUUAUGACUAAUGAGUCUGUAAAAGUCAGAAGCAUAAAGAUGAAAAUAAGUGGUGGAGCUAAUGUAAAGUGGGUCGAACAAGAGUCUCGUAGAAACAACAAUGGCGAAACUGAAAAUUACUCUGAAAGUUAUCAGUCAGAAGAAGAAUAUUUUGAAAAUAAAUUUACAUUAAUAGGUGGUGGAGGAGAAUCACAUUUAGAAGAAGGUGAACAUGCUUAUCCGUUUAAUAUUACGUUACCACAUCAGUUACCUUCUACCUACAAUGGUGAACAUGGCAAUAUACACUAUGAAGCCAAAGUUACAAUUGAUAUACCAUGGGGAAAAGAUAAAGAAACAAAGAGUACAUUUCAAGUCAUUUCGCCUCUUAAUUUAAAUGAAGAACCAAAUUUAUCGGAACCAAUUAAAGAAGAAAAAGAAAAUUAUUAUUGUUGUUGUUGUUGCAAGUCUGGUCCAAUGACUCUUGUUGUUUGUUUGCCCUAUUCGGGUUAUGUACCUGGACAAAAUAUACCAGUUACUAUAGAGUUGGAUAACAAUAGCAAUGUUAGAAUCGAAACUGUUAAAGUGAAAUUAGAAAAAGAAAUAGCUUUUAAAGCAACCCAUCCAGUUGGGAAAACAAAAUAUGAAACGGCUGAACUAGCAAAAUUAAGUUUAGAUGGUGUUGAAGAACAUGGUUCUAAAACUUGGACGGAACAAUUGCCAAUUCCUAAUUCAUUGAUUUUGUCAAAUCUGAAAUAUUGUGACAUUAUAAAAGAAAAAUAUUUUUUAAAAAUUGAAUCUUGUGUUGGUGGUAUGAAUGAAAACACUAGAUUGUAUGUAAAUAUCACAAUGGGGAACAUUCCGUUAACAAUAGCUCAAGAUGCACCUCAGUUUAAUUCUCCCAAUCAAGGAACAGUCCCUCUUGAUCAAUAUUUACCUAAUCCAACUCCUACAAUUGGUUUUGUUGAACCAACGCCAGUUCCUGGUUAUGCUCAACAAGCACCUUCCAAUGGUCAACAAUACCCUCCACCACCUUCAGUCCCCUCUCCCUAUCCUAAUCAACAGUAUUAUCCUUUGCCUAGUGAUCCACCAUCUGCAUACCAUCAAACUCAACCACUUUAUCCAAAUAUAAACACACAACAGCCACCAAUCAAUCCAACUUUUCAAUAUCCACAUCCACAGCCUAUUGUGCCAACUGCACCUGGUUUAAAUGGAGAAUCAAUAGGAUUGAUUUCACAGUCUAGUUUAGAAAAUCCAGAAACCAAUAAGUAUAAUUAAUUCACAUUUUUAACUAUAAUAUUAAAUAAUUUCAUCGUUAAGUCAUAUAUCCACUAGUUUAUUAACUGGAUCUAAUACACAUAUUUUCCACAAUAGCUUAAUUACUAAACCAAUUCUGGUUAUUACCAAGUCCGUUAAGGUUUUCUGCAAUUGUUGAUUUCUUUUGUACUUUAGUUAACUGUAUA
Adelges cooleyi (spruce gall adelgid) is the source of this 1781-nucleotide messenger RNA. Its product is annotated as arrestin domain-containing protein 3-like. The transcript is spliced from 6 exons. Gene Ontology annotation, cellular component: cytoplasm. Lineage: Eukaryota; Metazoa; Arthropoda; Insecta; Hemiptera; Adelgidae. The coding region runs from base 259 to 1596 and encodes 445 amino acids. The record is from RefSeq and is a predicted model, not a curated record. Gene Ontology annotation, biological process: protein transport.